Molecule: messenger RNA, 141 nt
Organism: Arabidopsis lyrata subsp. lyrata
Lineage: Eukaryota; Viridiplantae; Streptophyta; Magnoliopsida; Brassicales; Brassicaceae
Source: RefSeq, a predicted model, not a curated record
AAAGUGGUGUUGUUGCAAAUGAAACAGAGAAGACCGGACGGUUACGGUUUCCGUUAUGCCCGAGAAAACGGGACUGUUGUCACUGUUCCAUGAAUCAAGACGGGGAUGGUCCGAAUCCGAUCAUUGGGUUUUGAAUUUUGA